Messenger RNA from Prorocentrum cordatum, 1230 nucleotides. The record is from the annotation of a GenBank genome assembly. Lineage: Eukaryota; Dinophyceae; Prorocentrales; Prorocentraceae.
AUGUACAUCAUCGACUAUAAGUGGAUGGUGCUGCCGGCCGUGGGGACCCGCGGCUACAACUCGCGCUCCUCGUGGCACUAUGUGCUCUACCCCUCCGCGCUGCUGGCGUGCACGCUGCUCGCGGGGCUCGCGCCCUCCGGCGUGUGCUCCGGCGCCUACAAGGCCCAGGUCAUGCGCGGCGUCUGGCGCACCUGCAUGGCCCCCCUGUUCGCGGUGACCUUCGGCGACAACCUAAUCGGCGACGUCAUGACGAGCCUCGCCAAGCCGCUGCAGGACAUACCCAGUUCCGUCUGCUACCUGGGCUCGCACCAUCCCCAGACCGAGGCCUCGGUGAAGCGCUUCCACGACCACGACAAUAAUUGCCCGGCCGAGGAGAUGGCCAUGCCCAGAGCGCGGCCCUUCGAGUGGGACCUCUCGCGCCAGCUGCCGCAGAAACUCCCCAGACGGGGACCGCAUGGACAGGAUCCUGAGCGGGGCGGGGCCCCGCGGGUCGCGCUGCCGCUGAUCGCCGCCCUGCCGUACGUGUUCCGCACGCUCCAGUGUUGGCGGCGCUUCCUCGACACGAGGGAGAGCAAGCACCUGUGCAACCUGGGAAAGUACCUCGCCUCGCUGCUGGUGGUGGUCGCCACCGCUUUCUGGGGCAGCAAGGCGGAGCGCGUCAUCGUGAUCUCGAUAUUCGCCACGGCCUAUGCCGCGAUCUGGGACGUGCGGAUGGACUGGGGCCUGGGCUUGGAGGAGUUCGGCCUCAAGCCAUCCAGAGCAGGUGACGCCUGCGCGCCCGGGCAGGAGCCCCGGGAGGGCCGCCACUUCCAGCCCCGGACGUACUGGAUCUGCACCAUCGCGGACGUCCUCAUGCGCUUGUCGUGGGUGUUGACGUUGAUGCCGUUGUCAAUCAUCAGCUCGGACAUCGUGCAGCGCGAGGUGCUCCGCACGUGCGUCUCGGCGGUGGAGAUCGUCCGCCGCAGCAUGUGGGCCGUGCUCCGCAUCGAGCACGAGCAGGUGGCGAACGCCAGCGGCUACCGCGCACUUCUGUGGGUGCCCCGCCUGAUCGACACGGGCGACGGGGGCGACCGCCGAUCCCUGGAGCUCCGGGGGGACCCGCCGCGCAGCGUGCGCGGCUCCGAGGACGACACGGCCAGAAGCCGCGAGGGGAGCGACCUCGUCAUGGUGCCCAGCGCCUCCGCGCCCCGGGCCGUGGCCGACGCGCCGCUCCUGAGCGCCCCGGCGUAG